UGUCGGUGUCGUUUAACCCCGGGGGGUCGUCACCGUGGAGGGAGGAAGGCUGCGGAGACACACGACAUCACCAUCCAGGAGAGCAAAGUGGCCCUCAUGAUCCUGGUUCUUCUCCAUCAGUCCAUGUCGGGAAGCUCCCGGACUCCUACGGAGACAAAGCGACUGUGAUCCACGGGUCUGAUUCCUGGAUCGUUCCGUUGUGUUGGAGGAGCAUCACUGUACAUCCCGGGGAUUGAUCUGCUCUGGAGAACAACAACACACGACGUCGAAGGAAGCGGAGGAUAGUUGGCCGCACCAGAGAUCUGAAGACGGUCUGGAGGACGGAGACCUAGCUGCUAUCGCUGCUCCGGUUCAAGCAGCUGCUCCGUCAUGGGAGAAUGAAGGAGGCGGCCCGAUGGCAGCAGUGAGGUUGGGGUCCGGGCGUGGCGGGCAGCAUGCUUAGCGCCGCCCCCCCCUCCCAGAGGAGGAGGAGGAGGAGGAGGAGGAGCGGGGCGGGAUGGUCCGCCCUACGCUCAGCGCCCCCGCCGCGCCCCCCCCCGUCCAGACCGCCGUCCACGCCGCCCUCGUCGGACUGCUGAACCUGUCGGCCACGCCCCCCCCCGGCGCCAUGGAGGGGAACGCCACGGAGAGCUCCUCCCCCCGGCCCCCGGCCCCGCCCACGGCCUCGCCCCCAGCUCCGGGCGUGGGGCUGCCCCUCCAGGUAUUCUUCUGCCUGGCCCUGGUGGUGGUGCUGCUCAUGGCGUUGCUAGGCAACGUGGUGGUGUGCCUGAUGGUGUACCGGCGCUCCGCCAUGCGCUCGGCCAUCAACAUCCUGCUGGCCAGCCUGGCGCUGGCCGACGCCCUGCUGGCCGCGCUCAGCAUGCCGCUGGCGCUGGUCACCGUGGUGACCACGCGCUGGGUGUUCGGCGACACGUUCUGCCGCGUGUCGGCCAUGCUCUUCUGGCUGCUGGUGGUGGAGGGCUCGGCCAUCCUGCUCAUCAUCAGCGUGGACCGCUUCCUCAUCAUCGUGCAGAAGCAGGACCGGCUGAGUCCGCGGCGGGCCAAGGCGCUGGUGGUCGUGUCCUGGGCGCUGGCCUUCGCCCUGGCCUUCCCGCUGGCCGUGGGCCACCCGUCGCUGCCCGUGCCGUCGCGGGCGCCGCAGUGCGUGUUCGGCUACAGCCCCGAGGCGGCGUACCGCGGCUACGUGGUGACGCUGACGCUGGCCUUCUUCUUCGUGCCCUUCGCCGUCAUGCUGUACACCUUCCUGGGCAUCCUGAGCACGCUGCGGCACAACGCCGUCCGCGUCCACAGCCACACCGACAGCAUCUGCCUCAGCCAGGCCAGCAAGCUGGGCCUCAUGAGCCUGCAGCGCCCCUUCCAGAUGCACAUCGACAUGGGCUUCAAGACGCGCGCCUUCACCACCAUCCUCAUCCUGUUCUCGGUCUUCACCGUGUGCUGGGCGCCCUUCGCGGCCUACAGCCUGCUGGCCACCUUCAGCAGCGCCUUCUACCACAAGGACGGCUUCUUCCAGACCAGCGCCUGGCUGCUCUGGCUGUGCUACCUCCGGCCCGCCCUCAACCCGCUCAUCUACUACUGGCAGAUCAAGAAGUUCCGCGACGCCUGCCUGGACCUCAUGCCCAAGUACUUCAAGUUCCUCCCGCAGCUGCCGGGCCACACCAAGCGUCGCAUACAGCCCAGCGCCGUGUACGUCUGUGGGGAGCACCGCUCGGUGGUGUAGCGCCGCCAGGGGGCGCUGUCCCCCCCGUCCCCUGAUCUGGGGGGCCCCCCGGGGAAACCCACUACUUGGUGGGCCCCGCCUGAUAUGCAUAUUAUCAGGGUCGUGGAAGAUUGCAGACAUGUAAGCUGUUGUAGAUAUUUGAGGAUACACUUUUGAUAAGUGUGUGUGUGUGUGUGUGUGUGUGUGUGUGUGUGUGUGUGUGUGUGUGUGUGUGUGUGUGUGUGUGUGUGUCGACUACCUAAUGAUUCGUAGCCACAAGUAAACCAAUUUGAAUCAUUCCUGCCGUCACUGGGACGGUGAUAUGUCAGCCGUUGGGGUUGAGGUUCGGUGGGUAUCUGGGGGUGAAUGAUCUGCGCUUCAGAGGGCGUCAGGGGCCGAAGAGGCUGGGAGCCACUGAGGUGAGGAAGGCUUUCAGCUCCUCACCCAUCUGCCAAAUCUUGAAGCGGUGGUGCGUCGUUUUUCCAUGGCUUGUAUAAUAUCUGCUUACGUGCGUUUUAAACAUGUUCUAUAAAUGGCCACAUUACAAGAAUUAUACCUGAUUUAACUGUGGAUUUCUGUCGAUUGUGUUUUUUUUAUAUGUGCCUAUUGAUGAUUAGCCUACUUGCCGGUCAGACUGCUGCUAUAUCUAGUGAACAUGUGCAAUUACAGUGUACUGUACUUCAGUUGAAUGUAAUAAAAACAGGCAUUUCUUACCUUGUUACCACUGA
This is a messenger RNA of Gadus morhua (Atlantic cod), 2424 nucleotides long. It is a transcript of the gene gpr63, whose product is annotated as G protein-coupled receptor 63. The transcript has 2 exons. The coding region runs from base 497 to 1717 and encodes 406 amino acids. Gene Ontology annotation, cellular component: membrane. Lineage: Eukaryota; Metazoa; Chordata; Actinopteri; Gadiformes; Gadidae. Gene Ontology annotation, molecular function: G protein-coupled receptor activity. Gene Ontology annotation, biological process: G protein-coupled receptor signaling pathway. The record is from RefSeq and is a predicted model, not a curated record.